AUGAAUAACUCUAUAAUAUUGAUUGGCUAAAUUUCAAGUGGAAAGACAACAUUAUUUAAUAAAAUUUGCCGAGAGUAUUAGUUAGUAAUAUCUGGAGGUUAUUAAGUGACUAAGUAAUAAAGAGUUUUUAAUUAAUAUUAGAUAUCCCUGCAUCAAAUAAUCAGUAUAUGGUUACGGUUUUAAAGUUAUUGAUACACCUCCCAUAGGUUCAUCAAGUGAAAAAAUAAGGAAUGCAUAAGGAAUUAAAAAUGCUUUAUGUGAAGGACCUCUAAAUCAAAUUAUAUUGGUUGUUAAAUGGGAAAGAUCAGAUAUUAUGAAGAAUUUUAUAAAAAAAAUGGUAAUAUAUUUUAGAAAAUAUCGUAAAAUAAUUACAGUUGCUGUAACUCAUUGGGAAUUUGCUUCUGAAGACUUAUCUAAUCCUAAUUAAGACAAACUGAAAAUAAUAUAAAAUUAAUUUUCAAAUGAUAUAAAAGUUUUUGGAAUUUAUUCAGUUAUUUACAUAUCUAGGAAUGACAGUCCAGAAAGUAUUUGCACUAAUAUAGAUAAUAUUUUAUAAAAAAGUGGAUCAAAAGAAUUUGUAGAUAUUGAUAUAAUCGAGCAAUUUGAUCUUAUUGAAAUUCCAGAUCAGUAUGAAUUUGAAUUAGAAAUUUCAAAAGGAGAAAUCGAAUAGCAAUUAAAAUAAUAUUACAAAUAUGCUAUUGAUUUAAUCCUAAAAUUAGAUAGCUAAAAAGAAAAUACACCAGUUAUCUUAUUUUAUCUAAUGCUAUUUCUAAAAGAACAAGUCGAAGUAUCUUUAGUUAAAUUCUAAGGAGAAAACAAAUAAAUUUUCAAGGAAUUAGAAAGAAUAUAUAAUGAUCGUUAUCCAGAAUAAUAAAUUAUUUUUGAUUUCAAAAAGACUUUAAUGAAUGUGGUUGAUCAGAUGGCUGAUUAAAUCUCAAAAAAGUUUGAACAAUCUCCAAAUCAAUUGUUUAAUUCAAUAAAAGCCUGCCCAAACUGUCAUAAAAUAUGGCUGAAAGAAACAAACUGUGAAGAGGAACUCAAAUGUGGAGAUUUUUCUCUAAAAGGUGACUAACUUCUAAAUUAAAUCUAUUCUAAAAGAUAUGGAUUUAAGUUAAGCAGGAAUCAUGUUUUAGAAGUAUUAGAAUAUGAAUAAUUUUAUUCUCCUAACCUCUAAACAAAAGCAUACAAUAAACUUCGAGAAAAUGGAAAAAUGGGAUGUGGCUUUAAACUAAUUUGGAAGGAGUUACCAAAAUUAUCUGACAUUUAACUUUAUGCAUUAAUUGAUCCUGGUUUUUUAGAAUUAUUUUUCUAAGAAGAUAAAUAUAUUCUUGAUAAAUAGAUUUAAUUUAAUAAAUAAUUAUUGUAACGUUCCUCAAAAUAAUUAGAAUCAAUGAGAGUAAUUAAAUUAAAUUGA
Messenger RNA from Paramecium sonneborni, 1414 nucleotides. The record is from the annotation of a GenBank genome assembly. NCBI's taxonomy places the organism in Eukaryota, Ciliophora, Oligohymenophorea, Peniculida, Parameciidae.